AUGGGCAUUACAAAACAAUAUCUACGAUGGACAGCGGCUGAAAAAUUCGGUGUUAUCGGUUCACCAUGUCAAGCAAUACAAUUACUGCAUCAAUGGCCUGGAAUGACAAUGACGGAUCGUAUUUGUGCUACAGCAGCUUGUGAAGAUAUUGUUUUCUGGGAUCUUAAAACAUGUCAACAAAUUGAACGAAUAGAUAUUAAUGAUGAUGAUGGUUCAAAUUCAUCAUCGGCGAUGACAAAAAAUUCAAUGAUAUCAUGUAUGGCAUUCAAUGAUAAAAGUAUGGUCAUUUGUAGUGGCCAUCAUGAUGGCUCAAUUCGAUUGUUUGAUUGUCAAGAAGAUAGAAAAUUAAAAGUUAUAUUUUCUGGCCAUCGUGGCUGUGUUACAUGUAUCGCAUUGGAUCAAACUGGUCUACGUAUUGCUAGUGGUGGAAAAGAUACCGAAAUUGUCAUUUGGGAUGUUGCCAAUCAAUCUGGCCUAUUUCGUCUUAAAGGUCAUAAAGGUCCAGUGAAUAAAUUGGAAUUCAUGAGACAACAUCCUUGGAUAUUGAUAUCGGCGUCAAGUGAUACGUAUAUAAAAUUAUGGGAUCUUGAAACACAACAUUGUUUUCGAACAAUAGUUGGACAUCAUACUGAAGUAUGGAGUUUUGUUCUAUUACGUAAUGAUACGGAAAUCAUUUCUGGUGGCUCUGAUUCUGAACUAAAAGUUUGGAAAAUAACAUUUGCCGAAGAUGAACAAGAAGAUUUUCAGAAAAAAUUGGCUGAAUCUCGUGCUAAACGAUUGAAACGAUUACAAUUGCUUGGUGAUGAUAAUCAUGAUGAUGAUGAUAUCAACAAUGAUGAAGAUGUUGAUAAUUUUAUUUUAAUCGAAAAUUUUGGCACCAUCCUCAGAAAAAGUAUGGAAAAAUUGACCAAUAUUUUCGUCGAUCAAACUGAACGUUUAUUAGUAUGUCAUGGUAAAGAUAAUUUUAUUGAAUUAUUUAAAAUACGUUCCAAUGAAGAAAUUUCCAUGAAAAUGAAGAAACGAAUACGUAAAGAAAAGAAACGAAGAUUAAAUGAAGAAGAUUUGAAUAAUGAUAAUGAAAUGGAAAAAAUUGAAUCCACAAUAAUUUCAGAUGAAAUCGAACGUUUAGAUUCGAUUAAAUCGGUGGCAAAAAUUCGUUCGAUUGAUGUACGAUUUAUACGAUCUAUCGAUGGUGAACAAGAAUAUCGUCUAUCGAUUCUAUUGUGUAAUAAUCAAAUUGAAUUUCAACAAAUUUUGAUAAAAUCAAUUAAAAAUCAAACAAUCGAAUCGAAACAAUUAUCAAUCAUCAAUACGAUGGGCCAUCGAAAUGAUAUCCGUACGAUUGCAAUUAGCUCAGAUAGCUUAUCAAUAUUAACGGCAAGUUCUGAUUCAAUAAAAUUAUGGAAUAAAUCCAGUUGUCGUUGUACAAAUACAAUCAAUGAUGGUAUUGAAUAUCCACUGUGCAUGACUUUUGUGCCGGGAAAUAAACAUGCUAUCGUUGGUACAAAAACGGGUAAAAUUCAAAUAAUAAACCUGUUAUCAGCAUCGAUACAAUCUACAAUCGACGAUGGUGUUGGUCAACCAAUUUGGUCAUUAAAUUUAUUACCCAAUUUAACCGGUAUCGUUACUGGCUGUGAAGAUAAAUCGGUUAAAUUUUGGUCAUUUAAUCUUAUUUUUGAACAACAAAAUGAUGAUCAACAACAACAACAACAAUCGACAGAAUCGAAAAUUCUAACAUUAAAUCAUGAACGAACAUUAUCAGUGGAUGAAGGUGUCAUUUGUACGAAAGUAUCACCAAAUUCAAAAUUCAUUGCCGUUGCAAUGUUAGAUAGUUGUGUGAAAAUUUAUUUCUGUGAUUCACAUAAAUUUUUUCUAUCACUUUAUGGCCAUAAAUUGCCUGUACUUUGUAUGGAUAUAUCAUAUGAUAAUCGUUUAAUUGUCACUGGUUCAUCGGAUAAAAACAUUAAAAUCUGGGGCAUGGAUUUCGGUGAUUGUCAUCGAUCAUUAUUUGCACAUGAUGAUAAUAUUCUUUGCUUACAAUUUGUGCCGAAAACACAUCAUUUUUUUACAACAUCUAAAGAUCAUCGUAUAAAAAUGUGGGAUGCUGAUACAUUUGAAAAGAUAACGUCAUUGGAAGGACAUCAUGGUGAAAUAUGGGCAAUGGCUAUUGCACCGAAUGGAAAAUACAUGGUAACAGCAUCACAUGAUAAAUCGAUACGUUUAUGGCAAAAAACACAGGAACCAUUGAUUCUUGAAGAAGAAAAAGAAUUGGAAAAUGAAAAAGAAUUUGAUUUAGUUGGAGAAUCACAUACAACUGUACCUGGUGAAUCAUCGUUGAAUCAUCAAGAAUCAGGUCGUGCACAGAAAAAAACCACCGAAACUAUUCGAUCGAUUGAACGAUUAAUCGAAAGUAUCGAUAUCUAUCGUGAAGAGAUUGAAAAACUUGAUCAUUAUAAUCAACAGAUGACUAUUUAUGAAAAUCAACAUACCAAAUCAAAGGAUGGUGAAAUGAAAAAACCAUCACGUGAACCAUGUAAUCCGAAUCUAACGAUUUAUCGUACAGAAUGUCCACGUCGUUUUAUGUUGGAAAUACUUUUACGGAUUCCAUCCAAUGAACUUGAAGAAACAUUAUUACAACUGCCAUUCUAUUAUAUUCAACAAUUAUUGCAGAUUCUUUCCGAAUUAUUAGAACGUCGUUGGGAAAUUGAAUUAAUUUGUCGUUGUGUUUGUUAUAUUGUACGUGUAAAUUUUGGCCAAAUUACUUCAUGUUCAUCAUCGAUGGCACGAUUAAUCGAUAGAAUUCGUCAACAAAUGCAAUUGGCAAUCGAAUCUGUUGAAGAAUUAGCUGGCGUUAAUAAUGUUGGUUUAAAAUAUUUUGAAAAUAUUUUCGAAUCACGACAAAAUGUAUCAUUAUUUGCAGAGGUAUUGGUGGAAAAUCGAAUGAUGAAAAAUAAUAAAAAACAUAAAAAACGUAAUAAUCAAACGGCACCAAUAUUGACAUGGAAUUGAUUUAAAAUUUUUUUUUUUUUUGAUUUGAUUUGACAAAUAAAAUUCAUUUUUUUUGAUCAUUCAUACACUAGAUGGCAUGAAUGUCAAUUUUGAAAUUGAUCGAUAUCAUCUCAAUUUUAUAAAAGAGCAAUAAAUAUGAGGGUAUGGCUAAAUCAUCAUCAUCCGCAUAUACACAAAAAAAGCCAACAUAUCAUUACUUUGCUUGUUUUUUUAUAUAUUGCAAAGAAAACUAAAAUUCUCAUCAUCAUCAUUCAUUAGCCUUCAAGCAGUAGAAGAAAAACGUGGAAGCAAAGAAAAAUAAACAAAAAGAAAUGAUGAUGAUGAUGAUGAUCAAUGAUCAAUGAUAAAUAUCAAACAAAAAAAAAUCAAUCAAUACCAAACAAUAUCAUAACAACACAACAAAGCAACCAUCAACAUUUGAUAUAUAUCGUGAUCUAUAGCCUAAAAAUGAGUUUCUAAGAAAUAAAAAUUUUGUUAGUUUU
Dermatophagoides farinae (American house dust mite) is the source of this 3491-nucleotide messenger RNA. The record is from RefSeq and is a predicted model, not a curated record. NCBI's taxonomy places the organism in Eukaryota, Metazoa, Arthropoda, Arachnida, Sarcoptiformes, Pyroglyphidae.